This is a messenger RNA of Chara braunii, 728 nucleotides long. The record is from the annotation of a GenBank genome assembly. NCBI's taxonomy places the organism in Eukaryota, Viridiplantae, Streptophyta, Charophyceae, Charales, Characeae.
GGCUACGGCGUUGCAUGGGUAUAGGCCCUGCUAUUGGUACCAACAGAUUCGAUGGAAGCCCAUGUUCGGGGAGGGGCCUUGGAUCACGACGAUACUCAACUACGACGGGGGAGACAAGCUAAGACUGAGAAUCAACAUGGAGGGAGGAAAAGAGGUGGAGAUGCGGACUGAUGGGAAACUACAGGACGCGAUCACAAAGGCAAAGGACCGUGCUAAGAGGCGCUGCAGGAGGGAUGGCGUAACGGCAAAAAUGCAGGUAACGAUCUCGUAUCAUGAGACCGAGAACUCAAUGGAUACGGCGGACAGGGAGCAGGCCCAUCUGGACCGUGACUCAGGUGGGGAGAGCGAAAUGAGCGAAGCGGGAGAUCGAGAGACGGACCUCAGGUCCUGGAAUAGACCAGGCGAGGUCCAGAGGUACCACCGGGCCGCGAAGCCAGUGGAAGAGGGACCCGAGGCCAUCUCUCGACAACCGACGCCCAGAGGUCGUGGGACGGGUGAGAAGGAGAGCAAGGGAAAAAGACAGGGGUAGGUUGGAGAGAGACAGCGGGGUCGAGAAGAGGUGAUUGGAGAGGUCAACGCGUGUGAGAGGGAGAGAGGCGGUUGAUGUCAAAACCAGUGGGUUGUGCACGAGCACAGCACGUGAGCCUACCGCAUUCGUCAGAAAGGUCUCAAGCAGGCCUUGCUCAGCAGUACUCAGACAAACAUACUAACAAAGUUUAACUAGACAA